AUGUCACUCACAGUACGAUACCACUGGACGACGCCGUUGCGCUUAGCUUUGGUAAAAGCUGUGGAAAAACGUGAAAAACUUUGGAAAAAAUAUCCCGUGGUCACUCACAACAGCGAUUUGCGAGCAAAGCUCUGGGCAGAAGUAGCCGACGAGCUUACGGAACAAUAUGGCGUUCUCAUCGACACCGAAGACAUGAAGAAAACAUGGAAGAAUUUGAAAGACAACUAUUGGCGUAUCAUCAAA
Molecule: messenger RNA, 243 nt
Organism: Cylicostephanus goldi
Lineage: Eukaryota; Metazoa; Nematoda; Chromadorea; Rhabditida; Strongylidae
Source: the annotation of a GenBank genome assembly